AUGAGCCAGCCCCGUCGCUCUAGUUUCGGUAUGCUUCUCAGACGUUCCAAGUCCGGCGACCUGGGGAAGGGCGGUAAGAAGGCCCAAGCCCUCAGGGAGCAGCAAGAACGCGAACUCGAGCGUCAGCGUCAAGCUGCCAUCUCCAAAAACCCGCCCAAGCUUCCCGAAUUCUACAAAGCCAAUGACCAGCUUUCCAACUCCAUCCCUUCCGACCUCCGUGCUGACGAGGUCUCCGCCGUACCUGACCAUACCAUCGGUACUGCCUACUCUACCCGUCCCUCUAUGGAUCAAGGCUUUAGUGCUGGGGGUUACAUUCCUCCCGUCCCCCCUGUGCCCGCGAAUAUCCCCGCCUGGGACCCUUAUGCUCGUACCGAGAGCAUGACGCACCGUGGCCGGUACAGCUACGCUAGCAGCGCCGUUAGCACUGUCAACAGCCCUAGAAGGGUUCGGAGAAGAAAGGAUCCCACCCCAUUUAACAUUCUCGUCAUUGGCACCCGUGGCUCUGGCAAGACAUCAUUCCUCGAGUUCCUCAAGACAGCCCUGGCUUUGCCAGCCAAGAAAAGAGCCCGCAAGGCCGAGCCCGAGGAUGACGCGAACCCCAGGGCUCCUCCUUCGGGCAACUUCAUCCCUCACUACCUGGAGAGCGAGAUCGAUGGCGAGCGAGUCGGCCUUACAAUUUGGGAUUCGGAAGGUCUGGAGAAGAAUGUCGUUGAUCUUCAGCUUAGGGAGAUGUCGGCCUUCCUGGAGAGCAAAUUCGAAGAAACCUUUACCGAGGAAAUGAAGGUCAUCCGAUCGCCUGGUGUACAAGAUACCCACAUUCACGCCGUUUUCAUGGUCCUCGACCCGGCUCGCCUCGACCGCAACCUGGCAUCUGGCAAGGGCGUGUCGAAUGGCCACAACGGCAAGUAUGCACCGCCGGCGCGCAUUUCGGGGGGCUUGGACGAGGACCUGGACCUCCAGGUGCUUCGAACUCUCCAGGGCAAAACCACCGUUAUUCCUGUCAUCUCCAAGGCCGAUACCAUUACGACCAAGCACAUGAAUGUUCUCAAGAAGACGGUUUGGGAUACCAUCAAGAAGGCAGGGAUGGACCCGCUUGAGCCUCUUGGCCUUGACGAGGACGACACGAGCAGAAUUGACGAAGAAGAGGAAGUAGAAUCCGAUGGCGAACAUAGCGCUCAAGGUGACAACGAUUUACCCAUCCAGGGUGGUGAUGGCGUGCCGUCGUCGCCUUCAUCAAAACGACACUCUUCGUCAUCCAUCCGCCAGCACAAGGUAAAGCAAGAGGCGAAGGAGGAGGAGAUUCCCUUCCUUCCACUCUCUGUCAUCAGCCCUGAUCUGUACGAACCUGAAGUCAUGGGACGUCAGUUCCCCUGGGGCUUUGCGGACCCCUAUAACGAAGACCACUGCGACUUCACCAGGCUCAAGGAUGCCGUGUUCAGCGAAUGGAGAGCUGAGCUCCGCGAAGCCAGCAGGGAGCAGUGGUACGAGGGCUGGCGCACAUCGCGACUCAAGAACAGCCCGAGUGUCCGCAGGCGAUAG
Colletotrichum truncatum is the source of this 1539-nucleotide messenger RNA. Its product is annotated as septin. Gene Ontology annotation, biological process: cytoskeleton-dependent cytokinesis; intracellular protein localization. Gene Ontology annotation, cellular component: septin ring; microtubule cytoskeleton; cell division site. Gene Ontology annotation, molecular function: molecular adaptor activity; GTP binding; GTPase activity. Lineage: Eukaryota; Fungi; Ascomycota; Sordariomycetes; Glomerellales; Glomerellaceae. The record is from RefSeq and is a predicted model, not a curated record.